UUUGAUGUAGAAAGUGCAUCGAUUAUCGUAACAUAUUAUGACAAAGUACUCUUUGAAGAAAGUGAAGGGGAAGAGAAAUCGGAUGUAACAUUCCAAGCAGAAGCUGAAAAAGUUUUGGCUGUACCGUAUGAACUAGCAAGUGGGCUUAUCUCAUGCACUGUUGCUACAAAUACUUCUAAACACUCGGUGUCUAUUGACUUUUCGAUGGAAGUAACAACGGCCCUACUACAGACUGCUAACGAAGACGAUACUCUUUAUUAUAAGCAACAUGCGGUGUGUGGGUUCUGGGACGAGGAUGACAGAGAAUGGGCUACAUUGGGAUGUGAACGCUCUGACAUUACUGAUUAUUUGUCACCAAUCUACUGUCGCUGUGCACAUACGACCACAUUCGGCAUCUUUCUACCAGCAGAGAAGUACAGCAAUUUCGAUUACAAACUUCUUGCAGAACGUAUUGGAAUUUACUUCAUUUGUCUAAUUUCAAUAAUUUCUCUAGUAUAUGUCAUGAGAGCUAUACAUUUAAUUUGGGGAUUGUUCAAAGGACCGCUGACUAUAUUUAUCCAUUCGAACUUGUUGGUUGGAUCACUGCUUUUGACGUUAGUGUUUAUUGUCAGUUCAGAGACAAUGGAUUUUGACAUUUUGUGUACUACAUUCGGUGUACUGGUACAUUUUUUCUAUAUGUCUCUUCUAACUUGGUUGAUUGUUGAAUGCAUAUACCUGUACAUGUUGAAGACUAAAAUUCGCAUAGAAGGCAGCAGCAUAUCUAAAAAACCAGGCUACUUUAUUUGUGGAUGGGGAGGCGCUGCAUCUAUUGCUGCUUUAUUUUUUGGUAUUCAUUAUGGGUAUAGCGGUCAGAGUGGAUGCUGGUUAAGGUUCGAGACUGGAAGUCUAGUAGCAUUCAUAUUUCCAGCUAUGGCCCUAAUUCUGAUUCGGAUUGUAUUAAUAGUUUUUAUGUUAACGAAAGAAAUAAAAGGAAAGAAACGACAAGAAUAUAUUACAGCUCAAAUAAGACGCUGUAUUGGAUGCAGUUGUUUUCUGACUCCUUUAUUUAUCCUUACUUGGGUUUUUGCGUUAAUGGUGGAUGAGCAGUAUAUAUUCUGGUUGAUGUUUUAUAUUCUCUUUUCGUUGAAUGGCGUAUUUGUCGCCCUCUAUUGUUACUGUUCAUUUGAGAUGAGUGAAAUUCGGCGUCACGAUCGGUCAUUGUCUUCGCAAUCACUGACUCGCUCGUCAACAUCUGUUGACAAAAUGGAUGACCCGAUAGUAUUGGCUUUAGACACUGAAAGUUGCGUACAGGUGGCAGGAGAGCAGCCAGGGUCUAAAACUGACUUAGUUAUGGAUAUUAACAGUUGUGUGGAAGCUGGUGAGGUUCAGUCAAAUGCAGAGGAAGAAAACCAGAAUGAAUCUGAUGAAUCAGAGGUUUCAUCAGAUACGGAGUCAGAACCAUCUAGUGACGAUGGCAGCGAGACGUCUGAUGAAGGUUCACAACAUUCUGCAGAGUCAGAUAAAGAAGGUUCCAACGAUAAAGAAAAAGAGGAUUCCGAUAAUGAAAAGAGUGAAAAAGAAGAAAGCGAUGCUUAUGAUAGCGAUGACGCUUGCUUUGGUAAAUAAUAAGCUGUUAACUUGGAACAAGGGUUAAGAACUUUGCGGAGCUCAUGGUAGUAAGGAUGCUCAGCCAACAAUAGGAUUAUGGUUUUAAAUCCAGCAACAAUCUGGAUUUGCUUGUGACUAAUGGUAUAACAUCUACUGUAUACUAUUGCAUUCAAUCAGUCUUGCAAGGAAAUGGCCAGUGGAUUCUUAUAUAUGAUAGUGCACUUGAUAGCGCAACAAUGUGCACAUACAUAAUGUAUUUAAAUUGUAGUUACAGGUUGCACAAUAUGUACAUGUAUAUAAUAAUUUAUGUUCGUUUAAAUACUGAAGUUAGUGUUUAUAUUAGGCUAAUUAUAUUUUAUGACAAGAUGAGACAAAAUAAUGAUAUGAAGGUCAUUAUUGCUAAAGGUUUUUCACAGUUACUUCAUCAUGCUUAGAAAUGAGAAAAUCCUUUUUGUAAUAGUGUAACUAUGAACAAGGACAGAACAUGAUGUAAAAAAAAAACAAUAUCUCAUAACAUUUCUCCGAGUGUAUUUUAUAAUUUUUAAUAAUUAUACUUCGUAUAGAAUCUAAGUAACCUUAAGUACAAAAGGGAAUGUUUUAUUUAAUGUUGAGUUCUUUUAUCAAUUGGUAAAGCCAGGAGACUAGGGAUGAUAAUUGGUAGAGAAACUCAAUUAAAAAUAAGCACAAAAUCGGCCAUGCAAGGCCCCUUAAUGAAAAGAACGUGUAAAAAUAUGCUUUUAAAAUGUCACAAAUUCUGUGUCUUUGAACCAUUGCUUUAUACGCCACUGAAAUGUACACUUUACCAGUACCUUUUAUCUACUCUUCUUAAAAGAUGAUGCAUUAAUAAUAGGUAGCCCAUUAUUAUUAUUAAAUUUCAUAUUGCAUUGUUUACACAUAUUUUAGUCAAUAUAUUUUUACCUUAGUUUAGAUCCUCACCAUUAUAGACCUUUAUUAGACCAUAAUAAAGCUUUAUUAGAUCAUAAUAGACCUUUUCACAGAGACAAACUAACAACUGACCAAUCAGAAUAGGGCAGAAAUAUGCGCUUUUCCAACAACAAACGUGUUGCCCCACAAACACACACAUUUACGUACGUUUACGCUGUCGGUUUUAAUUAGCUCAACCCGCCCACGAUAAACUAAUGUUACAUUAUCUCACUAUAUUAAUUGGAUUAACACAUUAUCAAGGAUAAGUACUGAGAGUUUAACACUGGUGUCCUUAGAUUCAAUUAUAGGUAAACGGAUUAGUUGCCUUUUUUAUGAGGUUUUAAUUGUUCUUUACCGCCGAAAGUGCGGUAUUCUAACGUUAGUUUAAGGAGGGCUGGUCGGCCUAAUGUUUGGUAUCCUAGGGAUAUCCAAUUGGCUUUAAACCUUAGUAUUUUGUUUUAUAUUACUCUCUGUAUUUCAAAAACAAUGUUCAUAUGAUACAAAGCCUAUAAAUGAAAGUGAAAAUGUAAAAAUAACCAGCUCUAAUG
Messenger RNA from Anneissia japonica, 3059 nucleotides. Its product is annotated as adhesion G protein-coupled receptor L4-like. The transcript has 15 exons. Gene Ontology annotation, molecular function: G protein-coupled receptor activity. Gene Ontology annotation, cellular component: membrane. The coding region runs from base 205 to 1605 and encodes 466 amino acids. Lineage: Eukaryota; Metazoa; Echinodermata; Crinoidea; Comatulida; Comatulidae. The record is from RefSeq and is a predicted model, not a curated record. Gene Ontology annotation, biological process: adenylate cyclase-activating G protein-coupled receptor signaling pathway; cell surface receptor signaling pathway.